Molecule: messenger RNA, 834 nt
Organism: Chelonus insularis
Lineage: Eukaryota; Metazoa; Arthropoda; Insecta; Hymenoptera; Braconidae
Gene: Karl
Product: lipocalin/cytosolic fatty acid-binding protein Karl
Exons: 4
Coding region: 53-760 (235 amino acids)
Biological process (GO): response to reactive oxygen species; lipid metabolic process
Cellular component (GO): cytoplasm
Molecular function (GO): violaxanthin de-epoxidase activity
Source: RefSeq, a predicted model, not a curated record
GAGUUGCUCAAGAAAAGAGAGUGAAUUUUUAUUUUCAUGAAUAAAUUGUCGUAUGUUAAUUAUUGUUUCCAUAAAAAUGGUUCAUCAAAAGUAUGUAAUUACUUGGAUAAUUUCAAUAAUUUUUAUUUUCUAUCAAAUAAAUGUUGUAAAAUGUUUGUGGAAGCGUGAAGAAGACAAGACUAAGUGUCCAAAAGUCAAAGAGAUGAAAAAUUUCGAUAUUUCAGGAUUUAUGGGAUCGUGGUACAUAGUUCAAUAUUAUGCAAGUUCUGAGGAAGCACUGGCAUAUAAAUGCAUGCGUGCUGAUUUUUCAUUAUCACCUGACAAAACUGAAGUAACUAUGAAUUUCACUUAUAGCUUCAUUGAUGAUCCUAUAAAUGAAAUAAUUAUUGGAAAUAUUACUUGGAAAAUACCUUAUCAUCAUGAGUCAUUAGCUCAUUGGAUUCACGCAGAAUUUCCCUACGAGGAAGUUUAUAAUACAUACGUCCUAGAUUCAGAUUAUAAAUCAUGGGCUCUACUUUUACAUUGUGCAGAGAAGAAUAAAAGUCCUCGUUAUCUCUCUAGUUUUAUUAUGAGUCGAAAAAAAAAUUUAGGAGUUAAUGUUGUAUCUUACUUACGAGAUAAACUUCCAAGAUACAAUAUAAAUGUUGAAUAUGUUUUUCCUAUGGAACAAAAAAAUUGCAAAAUAUUCGAUGGAGAUGCAUUAAUGAUACCACCAGUAGUAGCAGCCAAAAGAGCAUACUUAAAAAGACAUCCACUUUAAAUGAAUUGACAUUAUAAGUAUAUAAUAUUAAGUAAUAAAAGAAAAAAAAUUAAAAACAGAGUAAAACAAGCAAA